This is a messenger RNA of Cordyceps militaris CM01, 807 nucleotides long. Its product is annotated as BTB/POZ fold domain containing protein. The coding region runs from base 1 to 807 and encodes 268 amino acids. Gene Ontology annotation, molecular function: protein binding. NCBI's taxonomy places the organism in Eukaryota, Fungi, Ascomycota, Sordariomycetes, Hypocreales, Cordycipitaceae. The transcript is spliced from 2 exons. The record is from RefSeq and is a predicted model, not a curated record.
AUGGCCGAUUCCCAUUCCAGCGGCAUCCUAGAGAAAAUGAGCAGUGGUAAUCUCUUCAGUGAUUUGACUUUUAUCUGCCGCUGGAAGUUUUUUCCUGUCCACAAAGUUGUUGCUUGUGCUCAAUCUGAUGUUUUGAUGACCACCGUUCAAAAAGCCGAAGCCAUCAAUCAGAAAUCAGGUAGCACCGCGAUUGACAUGAGCAACUUCGAGCCACAGACUGUCGAGAUGUUUAUCAAGUUUCUAUAUACUGGAGACUAUGCUAGUACCAAGAAAAACAAGCCGUUCGAUCCGUCAGAACCCGCGCCUAACAUACUUCGUGAGAUGGUCAACCACAUCCAUUGCCACCAAAUUGCAUCGCACUACCAGGUCUACAACAUGAAAAAAUUUUCGAAUUUGAAUCUCAGAAAUCUUCUACAAACACACUCAUAUAGUAGCGGAUUGGUAUCGGCCUUACCAUCUGCCGUUAAGAUCGCGGAUUCCCUGGACGUCGAGCUUGAAAUCCAGGACGCGCUGGCGGCUUCCUUUGGUCGCCACAUUGACAAGCUAACCGACGACAAGAAACUCAAUGUAAUCCGCAAUAUGCCAGGUUUUUCUACACUUGUAUUGGCGCAUUGCGGUCGCAAUCUCGCAUUGCUAAAAGAUCAAAAUGCGGAACUCGAGAAACGGGCGCAAGAAAGGGCGAAAAAUGGCGUUAAGAGGCCAACAAACAUGCGCGAAGCUAUACAAUGGACCAAAUACAGGAACCGUGUUGCGAGGGAACGCAGGCAUAGUUCCAGGUCUAAAUCUUCCCCGCAAACGACGAAGUAA